Messenger RNA from Phyllostomus hastatus (greater spear-nosed bat), 1291 nucleotides. RefSeq names its product neural proliferation, differentiation and control 1 (gene NPDC1). The transcript has 9 exons. The record is from RefSeq and is a predicted model, not a curated record. Lineage: Eukaryota; Metazoa; Chordata; Mammalia; Chiroptera; Phyllostomidae. Gene Ontology annotation, cellular component: membrane. The coding region runs from base 215 to 1198 and encodes 327 amino acids.
CCUUGUCGCCGCGCCCGCAUCCCGGAUCCUUUGCCGCAGCGUCAACGCCGCUUCCACCUCCUCUUUUCCUCCUCCUCCUCCUCCUCCUGCUCCUGCUCCUCCUCGGCCUCCACCUCCUCUUCCUCCUCCGCCGCUUCAGCCGACGCGGCGCCGGGAGCCCGCGCCCAGCCCCGGGCCUCGCGGUGCCAUGCUGCCCCGGCGGCGGCGCUGAAGGAUGGCGACGCCCGUCCCUCCGCCUUCCCCGCGGCACCUGCGGCUGUGGCGGCUGCUGCUCUCCGGCCUAGUCCUCGGAGUCGCCCUGCGCGGUGCCGCUGCCGGCCGCCCGGACGCAGCCGCCUGCCCCGGGAGCCUGGACUGUGCCCUGCAGAGGCGGGCACGGUGCCCCCCGGGCGCCCACGUCUGUGGGCCCUGCCUUCAGCCCUUCCGGGAGGACCAGCGGGGGCUCUGUGUGCCCAGGGCUCGCCCGCCUCCGGAGGAGAGUCCACCCCAGCCCAGACUGGAAGAUGAGAUUGACCUCCUGGCCCAGGAGCUAGCCCGGCAGGAGGCAGGCCGCUGGAAGCUCGCGGCCUUACCCCAGCCUGAGGCGCCCCACCGGCUCCUGGAGGCUGCCGCCACCCUGGGGCUCUCCGGCCGAGGCCAGGGCCCCGACCUGGGCCUCCCCUCCACUCGGGGAGCCCCUGCGCCCACGGCCCACACCUCCCUGGGUUCUCCUGUGUCGUCCGGGCCUGUGCACAUGUCCCCCCUGGACCCCCGGGACGGACGCGGGGACGGCUUCGCCCUCGUGCUCAUCGUGGCGUGCUCCGUGGCCGGCGCAGCGGCCCUCGCGGUGGCUGCUCUCUGCUGGUGCAGGCUGCAGCGGGACAUGCGCCUGACCCAGAAGGCCGACUACGCGGCCCCACAGGCGCCAGGCUCCCCCGCGACGCCCAAGAUCUCGCCCGGGGACCAGCGGCUGGCGCACAGCGCGGAGGUGUACCACUACCAGCACCAGCGGCAGCAAAUGCGGUGCCUGGAGCGGCAUAAAGAGCCCCCCAAGGAGCUGGACUCGGCCUCCUCGGACGAGGAGAACGAAGAUGGCGACUUCACGGUGUACGAGUGCCCGGGCCUGGCCCCGACCGGCGAGAUGGAGGUGCGGAACCCGCUGUUCGACCACUCCUCGCUGUCGGCGCCCCUGCCGCCCCUGCCGCCCCCGCCGCAGUGACAGGAAGAUGGACGCCCCCUCUCUCGGGGACCAACGGGUCCGCGGGUGGGGGGCCGAGGACCCGCGUUUCCCAAUAAAGAAACCGCGUUCUGA